Ictalurus punctatus (channel catfish) is the source of this 5986-nucleotide messenger RNA. RefSeq names its product MDS1 and EVI1 complex locus (gene mecom). The transcript is spliced from 16 exons. The record is from RefSeq and is a predicted model, not a curated record. Lineage: Eukaryota; Metazoa; Chordata; Actinopteri; Siluriformes; Ictaluridae. Gene Ontology annotation, biological process: regulation of transcription by RNA polymerase II. Gene Ontology annotation, molecular function: RNA polymerase II cis-regulatory region sequence-specific DNA binding; protein binding; DNA-binding transcription activator activity, RNA polymerase II-specific. Bases 897 to 4109 code for a protein of 1070 amino acids. Gene Ontology annotation, cellular component: nucleus.
UGGCACGCGCACUGAUGCUAAUAUAGACUUGUGUUGAUUAGAUAUACUGUACGCGUUAACAUUUGGUGUAGAAAGUUAUGGUUUCGGACGCGGGGGUGAAGGCUGAGGGUCCGACCUGGCUGUGACCCGCCUUGCGCCUCCGAACUUCCGAACUGCGGCUCUGCGCGUGAGACAGUCCUCCCUCCUUCACCCCGCUGUGUCCCUCCCUCCCUCCCUCCCUCCGCCUCAGUGCUCUUCAUCCACCCUCCCUCCUUCGCUCCCUUUCCCUCCCUCCCUCCCUCCCUCCUUCCCUCUCCCCCCGGACCGGACAGCGCGCGGCAGGACGAGACGAGACAGGAGCGAGGAUGCGCUUUUAACGAGACACCGCAAGCAUCACGUGCAGAAGCGGACAGGACAAACCCGAGGGCACAACAAAAACAUAAAGGAGGGGAGGAAAAAAAAGUUUGCAUUCUUCGUGCGCCGGAGCUGAAGUUCAUUUUUUUUGUUGUUGUUGUUGGUGGUGUUUAAAAAAAAAAAAAAGAAAGAAAAGAAAAAAAAGGGAAAAAAAAAUCAGAAACCGAAAAAAAACCCGGAACAUUUCCUGGACGCACGUGGACGCAUGGGACAACAACACAAACCGGGACCCUUCCCGUUAUCCUCCUCAUCUCUGAUUUUCUGAAAGCGUGCUCUCCUUUUUUUUUGCGUGGGUGUGUGUGCGCGCGCGCGUGUUUUUGUGUGCAGCAGAGCUCACGAAGGCUGGACUCAAUGGCCGUGUGUGUGAUAGCACAAGCUGGCUAAGACACGUCCAGAUAUCGCCGUCUCCCCACCAGUACAACCUCACAGCUCUUCCGAUACAUGACCAGAUAUUUUACCGUGUGGUGCGCAAAGUUUCUCCGGGUGAAGAACUCGUACUGUUCAUGAAGGCUGAAGAGUUUUCAUUUGAGGCCAUGGCUCCAGAUAUACACGAGGAGCGUCAGUUCCGCUGUGAGGACUGCGAGCAGCUUUUCCCGUCCGGCUCAGAGCUGCUGGAGCAUCAGAACCACUCGUGUUCCAACCGGCCCUCGUCCGGCUUCACGCUGCCCGAGCAGGCCAUCCCGAGCGCCACCGACGAGUGUAAAGAAUGUGAGAGAGUGUUUCCGGAUGGUCAGAGUCUGGAGGCACACUCUCUCUCCCACUCAGACGAGAGGGAGUACAAGUGUGACCAGUGCCCGAAGGCCUUCAACUGGAAGUCCAACCUGAUUCGCCACCAGAUGUCACAUGACAGCGGCAAGCACUACGAAUGUGAAAACUGCUCCAAGCAGGUGUUUACAGACCCAAGCAACUUGCAGAGGCACAUCCGCUCGCAGCACGUCGGUGCACGGGCGCACGCCUGCCCCGACUGCGGCAAAACCUUCGCCACGUCGUCCGGCCUCAAGCAGCACAAACACAUCCACUCGUCCGUCAAGCCCUUCAUGUGUAAGUCUCUCACCCCCUUCAUAUGCGAGGUGUGCCACAAGUCCUACACCCAGUUCUCAAACCUGUGUAGGCACAAGCGCAUGCAUGCUGACUGUCGGACUCAGAUCAAGUGCAAAGACUGUGGCCAGAUGUUUAGCACCACCUCUUCCCUCAACAAACACCGCCGCUUUUGCGAAGGCAAAAACCAUUUUGCUGCUGCCGCAGGAGGGCUUUUUGGCCCUGGCAUGGCUCUUCCUGGCACUCCCGGAAUGGACAAGUCUGCUCUAGGAAUGGGGCCAGGAUCCGCUGGUUUGGCAGAUUAUUUUGGUCCAAAUAGGCACCAUGGUGGACUAACGUUUCCAGCAGCUCCUGCAGCAUUCCCCUUCAGUUUUCCAGGACUCUUCCCAUCUGGACUGUACCACCGACCACCCCUCAUCCCUGCCACAACUCCCAUAAAAAGCCCACCAGCCUUGGAAUUCCAGAAGAGUCCACCAUUAUCCUCACCUUUGCCUGGGAUGCAAGAGUCCCAGGACCUCCUGAUGAGCCUCCGAAAGCACUCGAUCAACGGGGAAGGAACAGAAAAUGGGCCAGAGCAUCUGAUAGAAGGCUCCGCCACUAAGGCAAGACAGGGCAUUAAGACAAGUGACAAUUCAGAGAGCAGUGACUUGGAUGACGUUAGCACUCCAAGUGGAAGUGAGCUAGAGAGUACUUCCGGGUCAGAACUGGACAGCGAUGCUGAGAGUGACCGGGAUCGAGAAAGGAAUCGGGAAAAUGGGAAAGGACCAAAGAGGAGAUCCAGUAGUCCUACCAUGGGGCAAAGCCCCGCCCACGGCAGCUCCAGCAAUGGCAGUGUUGGCAACAUAAACGGAACUGAUGUGCCUCCACAACGACUUUUUUCUCCCGUUUCGGAUGAGCGCACCGCUGUUUCUGGAGCUGUCAAUGAUUCCAUCAAGGCCAUUGCGUCCAUUGCAGAGAAAUACUUUGGCUCCACAGGACUGGCAGGUCUGCACAAUAAAAAAGGGGACCCACUGGGAUACCCUGCCAUGUUUCCCCUCCCCUUCUUCCCUGCUUUCUCUCCACCAGUCUACCCCUUCCAUGAGAGGGAGCAUCUUCGACCUCGAGACCACAAAGCAGAGCCAGAGAGCCCAUCGCAAGAAAGCAAGAAGCCACAAGGCAGCACUGCUGAAUCUCCCUUCGACCUCACCACAAAGCGCAAAGAGGAGUGCCUAGCGCAGACCUUUGCCACCUCGAAGCUGGAGGUACCCCGUAUACUCUCUGCCAAUCAGGACCAACCACUGGACCUGAGUUUGGGUGGGCGGGGCCGGAGCACACGCCUUAGAUCAGGGGAGUCACAGAAGAACCACAUGAUUGGUGAAGACAGAAAUGAGACAGAGCCUCCAAAAGCAGACUCCACCAUCCAGCAUGCAAGACCCACCCCAUUCUUUAUGGACCCCAUUUACAGCAGGGUUGAGAAGAGAAAAGCGACGGAUCCGUUCGAGGCGCUGAAAGAAAAGUAUAUGCGUCCCACACCAGGCUUCCUCUUCCACCCACAGCUCCGCAUGCCUGAUCAGAGGACCUGGAUGUCAGCGAUAGAAAACAUGGCGGAGAAGUUGGAAGCGUUCGGCCCGUUGAAGUCCGACGCCGGCGACAUCAUGCGCUCGGUUCCCUCCGUGUUCGAUUUCCGAGCUCCGGCCACGACGCUGCCCGAAACACUGCUGCGUAAGGGGAAGGAACGCUACACAUGCAGAUACUGCGGCAAAAUAUUCCCACGCUCAGCUAACCUCACACGCCAUCUCCGAACACACACAGGGGAGCAACCGUACAGGUGUAAGUAUUGCGAUCGUUCGUUCAGUAUCUCGUCAAAUCUGCAGCGUCACAUCAGGAACAUCCACAACAAAGAGAAACCGUUCAAAUGCCACCUGUGUGACCGCUGCUUUGGCCAACAGACCAACCUGGACCGGCACCUCAAAAAACACGAGAACGGUAAUCUGUCAGGCACGGCGAUGUCCUCACCACAGUCAGAGCUGGACAGCAGCAGUGCUAUCCUGGAUGAUAAAGAGGACUCGUACUUCAACGAGAUUCGCAAUUUCAUCAGCAGCAGUGGCCAGAGCGCUGGCUCACCUCCACACUCCGAUGAAGGUUUAAACAGCGGCCAUUUCGAGGACGACAAAGCCGUCACCGAUCCACGGUCACAUGACCUGGAUGAAGAGGAAGGGGAGGAGCCUGGAGUGGAGGAGGAAGAGGAAGCAGAGCUCUGCGACGCCGACAAACCUGCCAACAAAGCAGCGUCUAGCAACCUAGGUGACGACAUCGCCAACGACAUCAACGACGAGCUGGACUACGAUGGCGCCCCCGAUGCACUCCUGGACUGCAAAUCUUCUCCACAGAGGUGUGUGUUUGACGAGGAUGACGAGGACGACGAGCACGGCCGAUUCCCAGCGCUCGAUCACAUCCGUCACUUCGCCACGGACGACGCGGAGCUCAGUGACGGCGAUGUCACAGGAUUUGACUCCGCCCACCUGAGCGAGGCUGUGAAGCCGCAACUGUACAGGAAGUCCAAGUCACAGGCUUACGCCAUGAUGUUGUCUCUGGCAGAUAAAGACCCUCUGCCCCCUCCCUCUCACGCCGCCUCGGUGUGGCACACACUCGGACGCACGGCCGAGUCCAACGCCAUCCAGUCCCUCAGUCACGUAUGAUGUCCUAAACGUCCGACCUCCGUGACCUCUCACCCCAACCACAGGCACUCGGACCACAAACUCGGACUCGAUCAUGCACAGCCCCGUACACUGCUGAGUAGAGCGCUUUGUUCUUCUGAAAACACUAAUGUCAGGGUCCUCGGAGUGUACACACACACACACACACACACACACACACGGUAUCCAACAACACUACUCAUGACAUAAUCUGACAUUACACAUUAGAUUGAUUUUUAUUCCAGUGGAUGAUUUUUUUAACGAUGGUGAUUUUACAAUAUAACACAAAUAUCUCUCAAUCAUGAUGAUGAUGAAGAUGAAGUUAUGCAUAUAGUAGUAAUAAACGUUGUAUUUAUUCUGUCCGGUUUCUAUGUUUUGCACAGCAACGGCAGCUCAUCGACAGCGGAAAAGAAGCAUUAAAGUGAAACACUAUGAUAUUGCGAUCAAGCGAUCUAUUUUAUUUUCCCAUUGAGUCGCUUAAGGGACCGUUCGAGAGUCUUCCAUAUUAAAAAAUAAAGAAUUUACAUUUCACACACACACACACACACACACACACACACACACACACACACACACACACACACACCGUUACUGAUGACAUUCCCUUUAAAGCAGAAUAAUCUACAACGACCUUUUUAAAAGGGCAGGUUACAACAUGGCGUGUAAAUUAAUUGUAAUAUGUGUGUGUGUAUAUAUAAAUAUAUAUAUAAAUUGGAAUCAUAACAGGUCACAUGGAGGCACUCUUACAAAAUUAAAUAAAUAAAAAAUACAAAAAAAAAAAAAAAAAACGAUAUAAAGAGGACAGUGGGUGUGGAAACCGUUCUCCGAUUCUGUCAAUAAAAGCACUGCAUAUUUAACCUGGACUCCGCCCACUCUCUCUGCACUGUCCAAUGACAGCUGAGAUGUGUUUUCUUUUCUUCUUUUUUUUUUCCUUUUAAAAAAAAAUGUUUGUUUUUCUUUGGAGAGAGGUUGUAAAAAUGAAUCAUUUUGCUUGUUUUUUCUAAACAGAGAAAAGCUGUAAAAUUACUGAAGUUUGUAGAAGGAGCUUCUACCGUAGUGUUGUUCUUUAACUGACCGACGUUACCACUACGCAGCCUGCGUGCUAGUAGCUAGCUGUUCCAUUCUCGUGUUUCAUUUCUAGACAAUCAUGAGUUCAUUGUUUGUUUGUUUUUGGGGUUUUUUUGUAUUUCUUCUGUUCUCGUAUGACGGUUAUUGCUGUGUAUGUCGAAAGGUGUAUUUAUUUCCGUAGUUCGUUUACUGAAUAGCACUGCUCUUGAGCUCCACCUUGUGGUGAAGCGGGAGAACACAAGUUAUGUCUGCGUGCCAGAUAGUAUUAAACCUUCAUCACGUCACGUCUUAUACUUCUAAUGAAACUGGUCUAUGAAAUAGUUAUUACUUAGGGUUGGUUUGUUUUGUUUGUUUUUUUUGUUUUUUGCUUUUUUUUAUUUUGAUGACACAUUUAUUAAUUCAAGUGUAAAAUAUUAAAUAAAAAAAUAAGGAGAGCAUACAAAUCAAAGAUAUUUCUUCGUUUUAAAAUAAACGCAUGACUGGUGUGGCUUAGAAUUGUAACAUUUUUUUUUCUACAGUUGUGUGCAAGCUUGUGUGACGUUUGGGUCCCUAUUGAGUCGUCGUGCCAAACUCUAUAAUUAAAAAAAAAAAAAAAAAAAGACUUUAUUUGUUUGUCUUCACAUGUUGAAGGACCAGAUCUUUUUUGUUGUUGUUGUUGUUGGUUUGUUUGUUGUCAUUGUUUAUAAUUCCAUUUUUAAACGUAAUUGGCAAGUCGAGGUACUUUUGUUCUGAUGCUUUCUACAAUGUAACUGUAAUGCAUUUCAAUUGAGUAAUGUGGGAGGAGCAACUAAGAAAUAAAGGACUCCAGUGUA